Ixodes scapularis (black-legged tick) is the source of this 5090-nucleotide messenger RNA. RefSeq names its product tetraspanin-13 (gene Tsp97E). Bases 102 to 782 code for a protein of 226 amino acids. The record is from RefSeq and is a predicted model, not a curated record. The transcript has 5 exons. Lineage: Eukaryota; Metazoa; Arthropoda; Arachnida; Ixodida; Ixodidae. Gene Ontology annotation, cellular component: membrane.
CGCAAGCUAGCAGAUUUUUUCGGUUUGCUGCUCUUGCCAGUUACGUGUUUCUAGUCAGCUGAACUUUUUGCCUUUCCUUGUGUACAUAAACUGCCGCAAACAUGUGUGGGGGGUUUACGUGCUCCAAGAAUGCUCUCACAGCGCUCAACAUCAUGUAUAUUAUCGUGUCGUUCAUUCUUAUCGGAGUUGCGGCGUACGGCCGCGUGUCGAGCAUCGUCACCAACAUCACCAUCUUCGGGGCAGUGAUCGCCUGCGGAGUGUUCCUGUUGCUCCUAUCGCUCGUCGGCCUCAUCGGGGCCGUGAAGCACCACCAAGUGCUCCUCUUCUUCUACAUGGUGAUCCUGUUCCUGCUGUUUGUGGUCCAGUUCAGCGUGGCCUGUGCCUGCCUGGCCAUGACGGAGGACCAGGAGCGGGAGCUGGCUCGCCAGGGCUGGGAGAAGGCCCCCGCCUCGGCCAAGGGUCAGGCGGAGCGCCUUUUCCGCUGCUGCGGCUUCGAGGACAACGUUACCGACCCCGAGCCCUGCCAGGGGGUCCCCACCUGCUGCGACCCGUCGCAAGAGCUGUCGACCGGGGCAUUGGACGAGUGCAAGUGUAGAGGCUGCUGGUCUGCUUUGCACCAGGCAAUCCGCAACGGGCUCAAGAUCACAGGGGGCAUCGGCAUGUUCUUCAGUUUUACAGAGCUUGUAGCCGUGUUCAUAGCGUACCGUUACCGGCGUCAGAGGAACCCCAAGGCGGACCCCUACCUGCUUCUAGGGCUGCACGGGGGCGCCCACGUCACGUGACCUCAGCUGUGGGGCACCGGACUCUGCCCAAACUGCCUCCCUUCGCCACCCUUCUGCCCUGUGUAACCCGUGUGUGUGUGUGUGUGUGUGCUUUCUUCCCCAGCAAAUGCGAAGCUCUUUGACGUGGAGUUUAGUUUGUUUCGACAGUUGCCCUCAGUAUCAUGUCGUUUCCACGAGCCCCUAGUUUUCCUUGAUCACCGAAUUUACGGUCGUUCAAAGGUGCACAAAAGUUGUCGCCUCCACGAGCAGAGUUUGAGUUUGCCGGCACUGUAAAUCCUAGGGUGUGCAAAUAUAUGUAGUAUAUCCUCGGUGACCGGUGCACAAAAAUUGGGGGCACAAACAUAAGGGGCUUUUCAGUAUUUUUGCAGUUGCUGUGACAGACGCAAGUUUCUUUCUUUUUCUUGCUUCUUUUUGGGAGGGGGUGUGGAAGAUACUCUUAAAAAGUGUGAGAGGCCCAAAGAUAUGGGAAGCAAUGCAUUGUAGAGGGCUGUGCUCCAUUCACCCUCCAGCCGACAGUAGGAAGUCGCGACAACUCUGGUAACCAUGCCAAAUACCCUGCCGGCGCCUGCGCGCACGCAUCGGGCAUUGUUGUCGGAAUUAUCGAAAUGGUCUUGCACCACACUCGCCGCCUAUUAUGCGGAGGCCGUAGUUGCACGGUGCAGAGCCAACCGUAGAUAGGUCUGGUUGGCAGCACUUGCACAGCUGUCAGCCUACGGACAAAGGGAGCACUCAAACUUGUUUGUGUGCUCUUGCACUGGGGCCAAGCUCCAUUUGCUAGACGCAUUGUGAAGAGCCUGACUCCCACGUCCGACUCCCAACAUAUGCAGCUUCGAGACCAGUUUUGCUUACUGUUUUGUUUUGUGCCGAUCUCUCAGCCUAACUAAAGCAGGAAAUAGUAGUGGCAGAUCUGCAGUCUUUGGGAAAGUUUGAAUUUCGAAAUCUUGAUUUAAAGGGAUACUUCAACGAAAUUUGAAAUAUUCCCGUCGUGUUCAAAAAUAGGUUGAAUAUGAUCCACAAUAUCCGUAAAUAACAAUCGCAUGUUUGUAUUUUGAGCCUGGUGGCUGUAUUUUUCGUUAUAAAUGCCCCACUUUGGCAAGCACUCAGAGAAAGCCCAGCGAAGACCACGUGACAUCCAACGCAAUCGUGACGUAGGUCGUCUGGGGACGAGCAAAGCUACGGCGAGGCUGACGUCGAGGGGAUGGCCUAGUCGUUCCAGCCACCGAAGCGGCUGCUUUUGUACGAAUUUUGAGUGACUGGUUAAUCUUCUAUAAUCUUGUAGGGGGACAAUAGCGACUUGUGGAACACACAAAAGGGAUUCUCGGGAAAAGGGGAGUUCCUCCUUCCCCUCUUCUCUCGUCGUGGCCGGAGGCGAGACAGUCACCGUCACUAGCUGUCAAGGUUCCUAGACGGGCAUUACAAGCGAGGCGUUAGCGACAUCCACCAGGUGCUCUUUGCUAAUUGUUUAAUUUGUUUUAAAAUUCCUUUUCGAGACUUUUUUAGCAAGAUAUUGGUAUGUUCGAUGUGAUACUGCUCCUCUGAGCACAUAUAGACCAAAAAAUGAGCGCCGAAAUUUCGUUGUAGUAUCCCUUUAAGGGGACUUUGGAAAAUGCCUUUGGGGCAUAAAAGUGGUCUAUUGGUUCAGAAGUAGUGAGCUUCUUUGUGCAUUUGAGUUUUGCAGUAACGUUUUGGAAUGAAGAUCAGCAGCCCUGGAACAUUGCCCACCCUAAAUCCGCACACAAGGCUCAACACAGUUGGCAUGUCCACACGAUUGCCGUUUUUUCCAAUUUUCUCUUAGAAUUGAAAGCACUCGAAAGUGGUGAACGUAAUCAGUAAAUUCCUUGUCUGAUUGAUGUGCUGCAAUCCGUCAAUAUUGUAUUUAUGCUAACUGCAUUGCGCAGUGUACAUUAUAACUUAUAAGGAAAUUACGUCUAAGCAUGAAAUCGACUCAAAAAGACUCGGCAUGUCACGCAGCACGCUCUUUUUUCAGAAAUGUUCUCCAUUAAUAUCGGGCACCCACAGUGUUUGUUCACGCAGUUUAUUGUCCUGUGCCAAACAAACCAAUUGUUUGGUUUAAUGGGCCUCACCAAACUUCGGUCUCGGGGAAAAUAGUAGAUAUAAUUUUGGACAGGAUAAGGCUUUUUAUGUUGAUAUAUUGCCUUUUUUAAACCCUUUUCUUGUGUUCCUUGUGUCAUCAUACAAUGCUGUAUAAAAAAAUAAGUUUUUUUUUUGUAUAUUUAAGAGAUGCACAUUCCGAAGGAAGCUUCUAUUUAUGCAUGCCAUUCAAGAAUACAUAUUUUUUUAUCUUACGUUUAUGAGUAAAUUGUUGCACAACACCAUAGAAGGAUGGUUUUGUUGGCCUUAUUGUUCCAGUCAAGUUAAAACCUCUCACUUUGACACUUUCUGCUGUAGUGCUGCCUGGUUUUGACAUACCAUAACCUUGCUAUCAACCACGCGUUGGGUAAUAACCAGCCCAAGUCGAAAGCGAAGUCUCGGUUCGGGAUUUCACGCAAGAUCUAAUCUGCAUAAUAUGACGCAGUUUAACUGCUUAAUGAGCAGUCUUGAAAAAGUGUGCGAACAGCAACCUUUCCAUUGCCAACACUUCCAAGAAAGCUGCGAGCACGAGGCCCUAGCUUCGGACGUCUUGUUUCUGCUUCAAGUGGUGACACAGCCAAGGCUGUAGCCUUGAAGUGUGUUUCAGCUGCACGUGCAGGGCCUGCCAAGGCUACAGGCAUGCCCCUAAGGCCUUUGGUGUUUCUAAGGUACCCAUACUUGUGUAGUGUCGCUGCCGCGCAAGAACAUAUGCAGCAAAAUCUUUUUUGGGACCUGCCAUCUCGUACUCAAGGCUAUCGCCGACGUGGUGAGCGUAAUACAGUGGUCUAGGCUUUUUACAGCUGUGAAGGUGCAGAGAGAAUGGCACUGUUUUCGUGUAAGGAUGCUGUAUGUGUAAUGUGUGUGGUCGUGUAUGAUCCUACUUAGCCAAUGGAUUAGUAGCAUUUCAAAGGCAAGAGUAAACUGUUCCAACAUCACCUUUACGACAGCAUGCUUGGGUACAUGGGGAGAUAAUACCCGUUGAUCACAUUGCAUAUUGAUAGAUGCAUGGGGGAAUAUCCAGUGUUCAUUGUAAAGAACUGGAUGUCUCUAAGAAAAAGCUUUCGUACUGCAUAAAAAGCUAAUCGUUGCAUACAGCCGGUUACUGCGUAGGAACUGUUUGGUGAUGAUGGUAGCAAUGAGAUGCUAAGGUUUUAGAGCUGUUCCUAGAACCGGACAUACUACAAAAUUAAUUUUAUUAUUGGUAGACUCUGCUUGGCUCCUUGACCAACACUGAACAAUUGGUUUCCAGACGCUCUCGACAGUGUGCUCUUAGAAACAUUUCAAGGCCCAUGUUCCGACCAAUUACAGGCACGGUGCGAGGUUGGCUCCCAGUGUUCAACUUGGGUGUGAACAGUAUUUUUGUCACCUCUGCCGGCAGGAAGACGAGCAGACGCCAGUUUUUAGGCAGUGUUCCAAUAUCCUACAGUUUAUGUCUAUACUCUGUUUUAUGAUAAAGGGGGGAUGCAACAAGUUUGAUACUUUGAGUAAAUACCACUUAGAAUUUAUCGUCGACAUUUGUAACCUAUAAAGCAUGUUUUUUUUUGUUUUGUUUUUUUCCCCAUGCAAUGGCAUUCGCAAAAAUAUUCAAGAAAAACGAGCAGCAUUAACACCUUCCACUCGAAGCCAGAACAAUUCGACCACGUGACCUGGAGCCAAUCAUAUGCCGUCAAUGUCUAUCAGUCGUUGAGUCCAGCUAUUCCCAUCGUCGCAGCGAUUGGGCGCGAGAACGCAUGUCUGGCUUAACCAAUCGGGGACAGAAAAAGGAUCACACCGCAUUCACUGUGCAUUGUUGGUUCAGCCAGCGAUGGCAAAUGCACAGAGACGACAAAGGCCUUUUUGCGACCGCUCUAUUGACUCCGUCGAAAUGUGGCGUUGGCUUUCACUUGAAGUGAAACAGUGUAGUUUAUGUGAGCAGAAUAGGAGAAUUCUGAAAGUUGUCGACCUCUCUUUAAUCGAGUGCAUUUUGGUUUGACCUGAAAUUGUGAGUUGUGUGAACUUGUCCGCCCUACUGUUGUUUGUCUGGCUUCAAAGAAAUGUUUGUAGAAUCUUGUGUGAGCCGUCUGAAGGUUUUGGGGUUUGUAAAUCUAUUUAUUGGUUUGGCACAGCGGCAUUUCCAUUUGCCCAAACGCAUUGGGAAUUGCCGCUUGUAAAGGUAUGUCCAUUGUACAUAAGUUGCAUCAUUUUGGGUUGUAUAUGAAUAAAGAGCUUCGAGACCAA